GAUGGUGUUGGCUCUAGCUUAUCUUUUAUGCUUUAUACAGAGUGCACUACACAGAUAUGAAAUUCAACCAGACGAAAUCUAUAAUCUUGAUCCUCAAAGUCCUUUUAAAGUAUCCUUUGAUGUAGCCGAAUACAUAUCAGAUGUUGAUGGUAUGGGUGUACUAAGUUUUUUUGAAGCAAUUAGAGCUUGUAAAUUAAGUUGUAAACUUAAAUUUUAUCAAGCUUCCUUGAGUGAAUUAUAUGGAAAAGUUAGAGAAAUUCCACAAAACGAGUAUCUUGAAUAG
Molecule: messenger RNA, 283 nt
Organism: Dimorphilus gyrociliatus
Lineage: Eukaryota; Metazoa; Annelida; Polychaeta; Dinophilidae
Source: the annotation of a GenBank genome assembly